Neolamprologus brichardi is the source of this 1310-nucleotide messenger RNA. RefSeq names its product LHFPL tetraspan subfamily member 5a (gene lhfpl5a). Gene Ontology annotation, cellular component: plasma membrane. Gene Ontology annotation, biological process: detection of mechanical stimulus involved in sensory perception; sensory perception of sound. NCBI's taxonomy places the organism in Eukaryota, Metazoa, Chordata, Actinopteri, Cichliformes, Cichlidae. The record is from RefSeq and is a predicted model, not a curated record.
AAGAAAGCUGGAGUCACCAUGUCCCUCCUUAAACUCCGGAUGUUUGUCUGAGGGAUGUAAGGAGAACUUCGGCACAGAAUAGCAGGACUACGUUAUAAAAUCUCAGAGUCGUUAGGCCUUCCUAGAGGAACCUCCCCUGCCAGGUGAAAUCCAGAACAAACAUCCCCUCAUUGAAUGCGGUGGAGUCAGUGCUGCCGUGGUAUGCAGUGGUUUCUGGGACUGUUCACCUCUGCAGGGCCCACUAAGACACUGGGAGCGCGUCUCUCAUACAGCUCUUCCACCUCUCGCCAUGCUUCCUGCUCAGGAGGCAGCCAAAAUCUACCACACCAACUACGUGCGUAACGCCCGAGCCAUGGGGGUGCUCUGGAUCGUUUUCACCAUCACCUUCGCCGUCAUCACCGUGGUGGUGUUCAUCCAGCCCUACUGGAUCGGCGACAGCGUCAACACACCGCAGGCCGGAUACUUCGGCCUCUUCCACUACUGCAUCGGGAACGCGCUCACCUCGGAGCUCACCUGCAAAGGGAGCGCGCUGGACUUUGGCUCCAUCCCGUCCGGCGCCUUCAAGACGGCCAUGUUCUUCGUGGGGAUCUCCAUGCUGCUGGUGGUGGGCAGCAUCGUCUGCCUCAGCCUCUUCUUCUUCUGCAACGCGGGGAGCGUCUACAAGAUCUGUGCCUGGAUGCAGCUGGCUUCCAGUACGUGCAUGGUGAUCGGCUGCAUGAUCUAUCCUGACGGCUGGGACUCGGAUGAGGUGAAGCGCAUGUGCGGCCAGCGGACUGACAAGUACACACUGGGCAACUGCACAGUGCGCUGGGCCUACAUCCUGGCCAUCAUCAGCAUCAUGGACUCCCUCAUCCUCUCCUUUUUGGCCUUCAGCCUGGGCAAUAGACAGGACAAGCUGCUGCCCGAAGACUUCCAGGUGGAGGAAAAAGAUAACGCAUAGAGCCCAGUGGACACUGACAUGAAUGGAUGAGAUUUUAUGAGUGCCACUGACUUCAGAGGAUAUCCCGAGGCUUCGAGUCACUUUGAAGAAAUAAGAGUCCAUCUCUGCCUCAAAAUGAGCUCAUCAGAGUCACUGCCCAUCCUCAUCUCCAAGGCUACAGCUUCAGAUUGCCGUCAGUAAAAGCCACUUAUAGAUCAGAUUUAGCUCUCACUUUUAUUUGCUGCUUCACAUUUUUUAAGCAUUUAGAUUUUUUAAAAUAAAUGUUAAUUGCUGAAAUGUUUUCAUCAUUUUGAGUUUUGAGCCUGACAGUAUUAGCCACUGUUGCCUUCUCUCUAUGUGAGAAAUCUAAUGGCACUAACAAUAAAAUGAU